Aspergillus ibericus CBS 121593 is the source of this 1103-nucleotide messenger RNA. RefSeq names its product SDR family oxidoreductase. Gene Ontology annotation, cellular component: lipid droplet; endoplasmic reticulum. The transcript is spliced from 6 exons. The record is from RefSeq and is a predicted model, not a curated record. NCBI's taxonomy places the organism in Eukaryota, Fungi, Ascomycota, Eurotiomycetes, Eurotiales, Aspergillaceae. Gene Ontology annotation, biological process: phosphatidic acid biosynthetic process; triglyceride catabolic process. The coding region runs from base 82 to 969 and encodes 295 amino acids. Gene Ontology annotation, molecular function: triacylglycerol lipase activity; acylglycerone-phosphate reductase (NADP+) activity.
GGGGCGCUUCCCAUCAACGCCAUUGUUUGUUAAUUUGAGAUACUGCUCCCUGCGCUGAUUCCUCAUCAGCACCACUUUGCAAUGGCCGUAGCCAAAGACAAACGGAAGUCUGUGCUGAUCACAGGAUGCUCUCCGGGUGGUAUAGGAAACUCUCUAGCCCGUGAGUUUCAUCGAAAUGGUCUUCGCGUGUUCGCUACGGCCCGAGAAGCAAAGACGAUAGAGGAUUUGGCGUCCAUCGGCGUUGAGACGUUGAGUCUUACUGUGGACGAUGAAGAGAGCGUCCGACAAUGCUUUGUGGAAGUGAAAACAAGGCUCGGGGAGAAGGGGCUGGAUUAUCUAGUCAACAAUGCCGGCAGAAAUUAUACUGUUCCGGCUAUGGAAGCUGAACUCUCCGAAGUUCGUGCAACUUUCGAAACGAACUUGUUUGCCGUUAUAUCUAUCUGCAAGACGUUUUUGCCGUUACUUAUAGAGGCUAAGGGAACUAUUGUACAGAUUGGAUCUGUCGCUGGGGUUAUCCCCUACGUCUUCGGUUCCGUGUACAACGCCUCGAAAGCCGCAUUACACUCAUUCAGCGAUUCCUUACGUGUCGAGCUGGCUCCUUUUGGUGUGAAUGUCACGACUGUCGUGACCGGGGGUGUGCAAUCUCGCAUCGCCCGUAUCCAGCGAACUCUGGCACCAAACUCAAUCUAUGCUCCGAUUGAGGACGAAUAUAACCGGCGUGUGACACAUAGCCAGGACGGGGCCAUGCCAAAUGCCGCAUACGCGCGCAGCGUAGUCACACAGGUCCUGUAUGGAUCUGCACCGUGGCGCUGGGUUUGGCCUUGGGCGCAAGGUCGGAAGAGCUGGAUCUGGGAAGGUAAUAAGAGCUGGUUGAUCUGGCUAUUUAUGGGAGGAUGGGCUUGGAAUGGCCUGGCUGAAAGUCUUGUGACAAGGAUGUUUAAGCUCCACAAGCUGAGACGGACGGGGUAGAUAGAGACGGGCAGGCAGUAGUGAAACCGCUAAAUAGGAUUUGCUCGACCGGUCUAUUGUUUGUUUAUUCUUCCUAUCUGUCGUUUGAGAGUGUCAUGGUAUGAUUGUUAGUUGGAAUGUUAUGUACUCUGCCG